Messenger RNA from Venustampulla echinocandica, 1059 nucleotides. RefSeq lists its product as uncharacterized. NCBI's taxonomy places the organism in Eukaryota, Fungi, Ascomycota, Leotiomycetes, Helotiales, Pleuroascaceae. The transcript is spliced from 2 exons. Bases 1 to 1059 code for a protein of 352 amino acids. The record is from RefSeq and is a predicted model, not a curated record.
AUGGCUCUCCCUUCUCCCUCAAGAGAGCAUUUCGAGCCCGACCAGCUGUCGGCGACUGCUACGACAGCGGUUGACCAGGCACCCGCGCUUUCGUCAUCCAGUGCUUUGGCUCGAUUCGAAUUCGAAGCCGGCCGAGGCAAUGAGGGGACAAAGAUCAUCAUGGUAGAGUGGGAGGACGAGAAUGAAGGCGGGGAGGCAAAUACAGGUGAUUGGGAGGUCUCAUGGGAGGGUAAGAGUACAGUGCUGUCCGCAAGGGAAGGAGCCGAAGGCAAACUACACCGGAUAUAUUUUCUGCUGGCACCAGGAGUAACCGUGCCACGGAUAGUUAAGCUGGCACAAAGAGGAGGGAAAUCCAUGCAGACCAAUCCGUUGCCAGCUAUCUUCCCCGCCGAGUUGGGCGUCAGUGCGACGACGGCGGGGAAGAAGGGGGUGCUUCAUACAGUUUACGCCAAAAAGCGAUUGUCCGUCCUGCAAAAAGAAAUUGAAGCCGAGAUGAAGAAUGGAGAGGGUGUGGGGCUGGAAAUGGCGAUGCAAGAGAAACAAUGGAUUGAAGAAAACUUUGGAGUUGGAACGAAGGUUAUCCCUGAUUUGCAAUAUACCACAUCGCCUACGAGUCCUAAAUCUCCUGGAGGCGGCCGUUUAGCAGAGAAAUUAAAGGGUUUGAAGUUAGGUACCAGCGCCUCCGAAUUGAGCUCUCCAUCAAUAGACGGAUCGUCCGGAUUAGAGCAUCGUUCUUCCCAUCCUCUUUCCCCAGAGAUGGGCGAUGUUGCCGUGUCCUCCUUUGCGCUUUUCCACAGCGCGACAGCCCCCCGUCCGUCACGGGUCGUUGCGCAAAAUCCUCCAGAACACCUAUUAGCGAGACAAGGCGACGCAUGGAAUAGCAAUCGGAUCAACUCGCUAGAUGCCGUUGCUGGUGGGCAUAUCCCACCAAAGGACGAUAAUACAACGGAAGAUGACCUCUUCGCUGUCAGGAUGAGCCCUCGAAGCCCUGAGAUGACUAAGAGCCCAUUCAGUUUCGCCGCGAAAGAUACGGCGCCUUGGCUGAAAAGUAACGAAUGA